Molecule: messenger RNA, 393 nt
Organism: Rotaria sp. Silwood1
Lineage: Eukaryota; Metazoa; Rotifera; Eurotatoria; Philodinida; Philodinidae
Source: the annotation of a GenBank genome assembly
AUGAGUGCCCUUGAAUCACCAAAUUAUUUGGGAAAAUCAGGUGCAAGAACGAUGUUCUCCAUUCAAACUAACAGCGGAAAAGACAUUCGUGCACAUUCAUAUUUUGAAAAUGAAGAUGAAAUUCUUCUUCCUCCAGGUGUUUAUCUUAAAGUGAUUGAUUGCUUGAAUCCAGCUGAAGGUUUACACAUUAUCCACCUUCGUGAGAUUGCGCCACCAUAUCAAAUGGUUGCUGAACCUUUUGAUCUUACUCAGUUAAAGGAAACUUUACCACAAUCAAAACCAAUCUUAAACAAAAAGCAAGAGAAUUAUCCAUUAUCCGAUGUUACACCAAAACCAUUUGUACAAGCAAUCUCGGAAAAUGGCAAGUUACCUCUAUUUUUUUUGAAGAUAUGA